This is a messenger RNA of Cryptomeria japonica (Japanese cedar), 1024 nucleotides long. RefSeq lists its product as uncharacterized. Bases 48 to 956 code for a protein of 302 amino acids. The transcript has 2 exons. The record is from RefSeq and is a predicted model, not a curated record. NCBI's taxonomy places the organism in Eukaryota, Viridiplantae, Streptophyta, Pinopsida, Cupressales, Cupressaceae.
UAAAACUGCUCAAUUAAUCUCAUUCCUUCUGUUUGUUUUUCUUAAGCAUGAAUAUAAUACUCAGGGCUGUCUCGGUAGUUGCAACGACAGCUACAGUAGUGAGUGCUUUCUUGACGUACAAAUCAAUAAUAGAGCAUAUUGCACUGGAGGAGCAGUACGGGAUAUUGAGAGACACAGCUGCAAAGAUGUAUGAAACUUCAAAAUACCCAGCCACCAUUUUGGUCUUCGGAUUUGAGAACCAUGGCAGGAGUUCAUUCGUCAACACAGUUUUCAGAGUUUUGUUUAAAGAAAAUGGGCCGUUGGUCAUGAGAGCAGAGACUGGACCCUGCAAAAGGACGACAACUACAACGAGAAUUUUCAGGCUGAAGAAUCAGCUCUCAACGUACCCCAAAUAUCUGGUAAAUCUGAUCGAAACGCCCACCUUCUGGGAGUAUGAUGUUUUGGAUGAGCAGAAAUUGAGAAAAAAUUUGAGGGGGGAAAAUGCAGCGGCUUUAAUGCAAAUGGGUGUUCCUCCUCCAGAAUGUGUGGUGAUCGUUAUUAGGGCAGAUGCUUCUUGCGUUGGAGGAUCUGCUUCAGAAAGUCUUCCAGAUCUAGCCAAAAUUAUACGCGAAGAAGGACUCCAAUUUGUUGUAGUAUUGACACACAAGAAAGAGGCAAAGACUACAAUGGAUCUGCAGGAGCUAAUGAAACAAGUUGCUCAGAUGGUGGGCACAGAUUGUGUUCAAUGCAUAGACAAUUAUAUUGCAGAACAUUCUAGUGAGGGACAGAAUGUGGUAAAUGUGAAUAAUAAUUUCAGCACACACAUUCAGACGCUGAGCAUUAUGAAACAGUGCUUUGAGUAUGUGAAGCAGCGACGUCAGUUAAAUAAAAAGAGGAGCAUGGGCACGCAGAAGAGUGAAAGCUUAACCAGCUCAGAGGAUUUUCAAUCUUGCAUCUACCAUUCUGAUGUUGAAUAAUAGUUAAAAGUAUAUUUUCUCAAAAAUGCUUUACAAUUGAAUUCUAAUGUCAUUUUCUAUUUACUUUU